AUGUUCUACUCGGAGACUCUUCUCUCAAAGACCGGGCCGCUGGCCCGGGUCUGGCUCUCUGCCAACCUCGAGCGCAAGCUCUCCAAGACUCACAUCCUGCAGUCCAAUCUGCAGGACAGCGUCGAGGCCAUCAUCACCCCGAACCAGGCCCCGAUGGCGCUUCGACUCAGUGGCCAGCUGCUGCUCGGCGUCGUCCGGAUCUACAGCCGCAAGGCGCGAUACCUGCUAGACGAUUGCAACGAGGCUUUGGUUAAGAUUAAGAUGGCUUUCCGAUCAAGCGGGAACAACGAUAUCCCCGCAAAUCUGCACAUGCCCAACAAGGAGUCACUCAUGCUCCCAGACCGCAUCACCGCUUACGAUAACCUGGAUUUGAUGCCACCUCCUGAUGCAAAUUUCCUUCUAUCUCAGAUCGACGAUGUCACCGCGACGCCCCUGGGCCGGAAGGGCCGGGUCAGCAACCGUGACAUCAACCUGCAAGAGGACUUCAACAAUUCUCAGUUCUUGCAAGAAGGAUUCGGCAAGGACGACGAGAUGGCCCUGGCCAACAUGGACGAUCUAGAUCUGGAACUGGAUUUUGGUAUGGAUCUUGACGAGGGACCCAGUGUGGAAAUGGGUCGAGACGCGCCUGCCGUGGAAGACGACAUCUUCAGCGAACUGGAUAUGCACCCACGCGGCAAGGAUCGCGACACCACCCUCAACGCUGAUUUUGGGGACGACGGUGUUCGCAUCGCAGACGGAGACGACCUUCAGAUGGGCGAUGCCGACUUCCAAUUCGACCUGGGCGAGCAGUCCGUCCUUCCGGGUGCGCUACCGGACCUGUCCCGAGCUCGCAUCUCUGAGUCGCCUUUGUCCGAUAUCGACGACCAGGCUGCUCAGAAUUUGGAGCAGGAAGUGACACGGUACGGUGACCUGUACGAGCCCGAAGACGAGACCGAGCACACCGUCGUUCGACGCGCCACCCAACGCGCCAAGAAGCGCAAGAUUCUGCAGGCCGAUGAGGAGACGAUGCUGUCGAGCACGCACAUCCGCGAGCAGCAGGCCAAGCAUGACAACAUCCUCAAGCCUCAAUCCUUCCUCCCGCGUGACCCCUACGUGCUGGCCCUGGCGGAGAUGCACAAGUCGGGCGGCUUUGUAUCGAGCAUCAUGCUUGACGGCCGCAGCGCCGGCUGGGCUCCGGAACUGAAGGGUCUUAUAUCACUCGAGGCCAUCCAGAAGCCGAAUGACCUCAAGAGGAAACGAGAUAGCGGUAUUGCCGAUAUGGACAGCGACCAGGAUCAGGCCAUCAAGUCGCCUCGCCUUAACAUUGGCGAGGAUGACGGCUUCAUGAUGGACGGCGCAGACUUCGGCAACCAGACAUUCGCCAAUGACGAGUCGGUUCGUGCGGAGGCUGACCGUACCCUUGAGGACGGCACCGUGAUGCCCGCUUUCGACGACACUGUCGCCCCUCAUGUGCACCCUGCCGACAGCGGUCCUGUCUCGCUCGGCACGAAGCACGCCGUUCACAUCCUUCGGGACCUGUUUGGCCCCGAGGCUGCCACAAACGCCGACAAGCGCAAGAAGACCUCUGUUGUUUUCCAGGAGCUUCUGCCCGAGGAGAGGACAACCAAGGCCGAUGCCACCAAGAUGUUUUUCGAAUGCCUCGUGCUCGCCACCAAGGAUGCUAUCAAGGUUGAGCAGCCCGAGGGCUCUCUCGGCGGUCCCAUCCGUGUCCGCGGCAAGAGAGGUCUCUGGGGCGCCUGGGCGGAACGCGAGGCCGGCGGAGAGAUCAGCACGCAGGACGAGCCCGAACCGGCGAUUGCGGCGGGCUCUGCGGCUGUGGCCGUCGAGGCGUGA
This is a messenger RNA of Thyridium curvatum, 1833 nucleotides long. RefSeq lists its product as uncharacterized. Gene Ontology annotation, molecular function: chromatin binding; protein binding. The transcript has 2 exons. Gene Ontology annotation, biological process: mitotic sister chromatid cohesion; replication-born double-strand break repair via sister chromatid exchange; synaptonemal complex assembly. Gene Ontology annotation, cellular component: synaptonemal complex; cohesin complex. The record is from RefSeq and is a predicted model, not a curated record. The coding region runs from base 1 to 1833 and encodes 610 amino acids. Lineage: Eukaryota; Fungi; Ascomycota; Sordariomycetes; Thyridiales; Thyridiaceae.